AUGGAUGAAGAAUCACAGAAUGAUCAUGAUCAACAACAUCGGCCUCUCCUCCGGCGACGUUCGUCGCCGGAGACAGAUCGGAAGAGCCUUAUUCAAAAGGCCAUUAGCUUAACAUUUCAAAGCACAGCCAAUUUGGCCAAUCUCCUUCCCACAGGGACAGUGUUUGCAUUCCAUCUUCUAUCUCCAAUCUUCAGUAACGAAGGUGAGUGUGAUGACGCCAGUCGGUACAUGACAGCAGGUCUUGUGAUCAUUUGUGGUCUUUCAUGCUUUCUAUCAUGCUUUACUGAUAGCUUCAGGGAUGAUAAAGGGGAAGUUCAUUAUGGAAUAGCAACCUUUAAAGGAUUAUGGAUCAUCGAUGGGUCUGUCACCAUUCCUCCUGAACAAGCUUCAGAAUUUCGGAUUAAGUUUAUUGAUUUCUUGCAUGCUUUCAUGUCAACUCUGGUUUUUGCAGCAAUCGCACUGUUCGAUCAGAAUGUGGUGAAUUGUUUCUACCCAAAACCAUCUGAAGAGACAAUGGAAGUCCUCACAGCAUUGCCUGUUGGGAUCGGUGUGCUUGGCAGUGCAUUUUUCGUUUCAUUCCCUACCACUCGUCAUGGAAUUGGAUACCCUCUCUCUUCGCGCUAA
Messenger RNA from Telopea speciosissima, 624 nucleotides. RefSeq names its product protein DMP4-like. The record is from RefSeq and is a predicted model, not a curated record. Gene Ontology annotation, biological process: endomembrane system organization. NCBI's taxonomy places the organism in Eukaryota, Viridiplantae, Streptophyta, Magnoliopsida, Proteales, Proteaceae. Bases 1 to 624 code for a protein of 207 amino acids. The transcript has a single exon.